GAGAAAGCAGAGGGAAGGCCUGGGUGCCGGCCGCUGGCACUGCCCCCCGCUGCCCAGCAGGCAAGGAGCAGCCACAGCCAUGGCGGGGAUGCAGACGGCCUCCGGGGACUACAUCGACUCGUCCUGGGAGCUGCGGGUGCUGGUGGGCGAGGAGGACCCCGAGGCCGAGGCCGUCACCCUCCGCGUCACCGGGGAGUCGCACGUCGGCGGGGUGCUGCUGAAGAUUGUGGAGCAGAUCAAUCGCAAGCAGGACUGGUCGGACCACGCGCUCUGGUGGGAGCAGAAGAGACAGUGGCUGCUGCAGACCCACUGGACGCUGGACAAGUACGGGGUCCUGGCCGACGCCCGCCUCUUCUUCGGGCCGCAGCACCGGCCGGUCCUCCUGCGCCUGCCCAACCGCCGCGCCCUGCGCCUCCGCACCAGCUUCUCGCAGCCCCUCUUCCAGGCCGUGGCUGCCAUCUGCCGCCUGCUCAGUAUCCGGCACCCGGAGGAGCUGUCCCUGCUGCGAGCCCCGGAGCGCAAGGAGAAGAAGAAGAAGGAGAAAGAGCCAGAGGAGGAGGUGCACGACCUCACCAGGGUCGUCCUGGCCGGCGGGGUGGCGCCCGCGCGGUUCCGGGGCAUGCCGGCGCACUUCUCCGACAGCGCGCAGACCGAGGCCUGCUACCACAUGCUGAGCCGGCCCCAGCCGCCGCCGGACCCGCAGCUGCUGCAGCGCCUGCCGCGGCCCAGCUCCCUGGCGGACAAGACGCAGCUCCACAGCAGGUGGCUGGACUCCUCGAGGUGUCUAAUGCAGCAGGGGAUCAGGGCCGGGGACACGCUCUGGCUGCGCUUCAAGUACUACAGCUUCUUCGACCUGGACCCCAAGACAGACCCGGUGCGGCUGACCCAGCUGUACGAGCAGGCCCGCUGGGACCUGCUGCUGGAGGAGAUCGACUGCACAGAGGAGGAGAUGAUGGUGUUUGCCGCUCUGCAGUACCACAUCAACAAGCUGUCCCAGAGCGGGGAGGCCGGUGAAGCCAGCGGCGCGGACCCGGGGCUGGAGGACCUGGACGCGGCCCUGAGCAACCUGGAGGUGAAGCUGGAGGGGUCAGCGCCCGCGGAUGUGCUGGACAGCCUCACGGCCAUCCCGGAACUCAAGGACCACCUCCGCAUCUUCCGACCCCGCAAGCUCACGCUGAAGGGCUACCGCCAGCACUGGGUGGUGUUCAAGGAGACCACGCUGUCCUACUACAAGAGCCAGGACGAGGCCCCGGGGGACCCCGUCCAGCAGCUCAACCUCAAGGGCUGUGAGGUGGUCCCCGAUGUCAACGUCUCUGGCCAGAAGUUCUGCAUCAAACUCCUGGUGCCCUCACCCGAGGGCAUGAGCGAGAUCUACCUGCGAUGCCAGGACGAGCAGCAGUAUGCCCGCUGGAUGGCCGGCUGCCGGCUGGCGUCCAAGGGCCGCACCAUGGCGGACAGCAGCUACGCCAGCGAGGUGCAGGCCAUUCUGGCCUUCCUCAGCCUGCAGCGUUCGGGCGGCGGGGGCUCCGGCAACCACCCCCAGGGCCCUGACGCCUCGGCUGAGGGCCUCAACCCCUACGGCCUCGUCGCCCCACGCUUCCAGCGCAAGUUCAAGGCCAAGCAGCUCACCCCGCGGAUCCUGGAAGCCCACCAGAACGUGGCCCAGCUCUCGCUGACCGAGGCCCAGCUGCGCUUCAUCCAAGCCUGGCAGUCGCUACCUGACUUCGGCAUCUCCUAUGUCACCGUCAGGUUCAAGGGCAGCAGGAAAGACGAGAUCCUGGGCAUCGCCAACAACCGACUGAUCCGAAUCGACCUGGCUGUGGGCGACGUGGUGAAGACCUGGCGUUUCAGCAACAUGCGCCAGUGGAAUGUCAACUGGGACAUCCGGCAGGUGGCCAUCGAGUUCGACGAGCACAUCAACGUGGCCUUCAGCUGCGUGUCGGCCAGCUGCCGCAUCGUGCACGAGUACAUCGGCGGCUACAUUUUCCUGUCCACCCGGGAGCGGGCCCGCGGGGAGGAGCUGGACGAAGAUCUCUUUCUGCAGCUCACGGGGGGCCACGAGGCCUUCUGAGGGCUGUGUGCCUGCCCUGGCCCCGCUCACCACCUGCCACGGCCACUCCCCAGCCCACGCCCGCUGGGACUCACUGCCCCACGCCCUCUGCAGGCACACACGCGCUGGACACAUUCACCGGCUGCCGCUGGCUUUGUGCAGGCCGGGGCCCUGGUGGGGCCUGACCCCCACCAUCACCCAGGCUAGGGGAGGUGGGCCCUGGGCGCACAUGGCGGCCCCUGCCUUAUUCUGAGCGCACAAGAUCAGCUCCCUGACCCCUGUGCAGGCCCCGGGCCCGCGCGGAGGACCCAUGGAUGUAGCAAAAGGAUGAAGAAUCAUGGCUUCCCACUGGAGUUUCUCUCUUGUUACCUUUUUAAAAUUUCGUUUUUAUAAAUAAAUAUUUUUAUUGUU
This is a messenger RNA of Lepus europaeus (European hare), 2461 nucleotides long. It is a transcript of the gene FERMT3, whose product is annotated as FERM domain containing kindlin 3. Gene Ontology annotation, molecular function: integrin binding. Gene Ontology annotation, biological process: cell-matrix adhesion; platelet aggregation; leukocyte cell-cell adhesion. Gene Ontology annotation, cellular component: cell-substrate junction. Lineage: Eukaryota; Metazoa; Chordata; Mammalia; Lagomorpha; Leporidae. The transcript has 15 exons. The coding region runs from base 80 to 2071 and encodes 663 amino acids. The record is from RefSeq and is a predicted model, not a curated record.